Molecule: messenger RNA, 3054 nt
Organism: Penicillium cosmopolitanum
Lineage: Eukaryota; Fungi; Ascomycota; Eurotiomycetes; Eurotiales; Aspergillaceae
Exons: 9
Coding region: 1-3054 (1017 amino acids)
Molecular function (GO): metal ion binding
Source: RefSeq, a predicted model, not a curated record
AUGUACCCUGACCCGCAGUUGCAAGUUCAAGCACAGCAACAAGAUGUCCCCUCACAACAAGCCCCAACUGGCAUCAACUGGGAUCAUCCGAUCUUCUCUCAGACUCAGAAUCAGGCACAAGCACAAGCGCAAGCACAAGCACAAGCACAAGCACAGGCGCAGGCACGGGCACAACAGCAACACCAGAAUCCACAUCAAUCCCAGCAACGAAGUCCUCUCCCUCCUCAGACCGACAGCAAUCAUGGCAUCUAUUCCUCUCUUCCUCAGUCAUGGCAACCAACCCCCCUCCAACAACCUUCGGGGGGAUAUGCGGUUUCGUCGCAAUUCCAACCACAACAACAGAUUCCUCCGUACCAGCAAGCAACAACUCCCCGUUCAGAACGCUUUCCCCGAGCGCCCAGCGCAGAACCACCGACAAGACGAAUUCCAGAACAUUGCGCCUCUUCCCUCUUCCCACCUCCUACCAUGCCGACCUCCCCACGAUUGACCUUACCAACGACUUCCCCCCCCUCCGCCGAGCCCGGUGUCUCUCACCAAACCAUCAACCCCCAAUUUCUCAAUCCCGGCACCCAGGGUGCCAAUCAGCAUCAGCAGCACAUAUCCAACAACUUUCUUUAUGGAGUCCCGACAGGAGUCCCGACGGAGUUUCCGCAAGACGGCAGGAUGUUCGAUUACUAUCAGAAUAAUUUCUCAGUUCAACCUCAAGGCGUUCAACAAAAUGCGGAAAUGCCACAACUUGGGGCCCCAGCACUCGCCAUCUACCCGCCAACCCUGGAGAGCGUCCUCCAAAAGUCUUCGACCAAGAACAAGCCAAAGUCCAAGAAAGCUGCUGCGAAACCGAAGAAGACACAAUCAGGAUCGGGAAGUGACUCAUCGGACUACGAGUCAGAUUUGGAAAUUGAACCUCCCGACGAGCCGUCUCCUCUCCCAGCAGCGCGGCCAAGUGAUACUGUGAACGGGGCAAAGUAUGAUACAAUUCAAGCCGUUUGGUCUCCGCGGAACAAACGGCCAUCAGCCGAUAAAGUGAAGAGUGCCCUGGUGGCUUUCCCCAAAAUUAUCAAGUCACUUCGUGAUGCCUGGAGAGAUCAGGUUCAAGCAAUGAAGUCAGCUGAAAAUCAGGGAGACAAUGACAAAGCUGCGCGUCUCAAGAAAGAUGUGGCGCUUCAACGCCAACUAAUGGAUACUAUUGUGAGGACUGCCUUGGAUAUGGGUCACCCCAUGAUUGUCGAGAAGCUUGGGGAACAUCCUUUAGCGCUGGCCUUAUUGGAACGCUUUGUUACCGUUGAUGAAGAGAUGUUGCAAAAAACCAACUUUAGCAAAACCCUUCCAAGAUUCGUCAAAAAGGGUGGCCCUUCCAUCAAGGGUUUGGCCCAGAAGAUCUUGGACAAUGCUUCAGCAUCUACCAAGCGGAAGCAGACGAAUGCAAAGUCAAUAAGUCUGCGCAAGGGUCCAACGGGCCUACCAAGGCUGGACUUAAUGGUAAAGUUGCAACAUCGGCAGCUCCUCGUCCGCGGCCAGCUGUUGCUGCCCCCCAAGCUCAGUAGUCUUUUUGGAACUUUGAGCUCUGCAUCAAAGAGGCCUGGAACUACAAAUGCUGAACGAGCUGCAGCCGCAGCCGCAGCCGCAGCUGCAAAGUCUACGUAUGUACUCUCCUGUUUUUUGGUUUUUUUUUCAAACCAAUGCCACCCACUAUCUCAUCAGGACGAGCACUCUCCAUCUACCCAGCCAAUCGGUGUGUGCCAAAAUUCUAAACAUCUAUACAGACCAAGCACGGAAAAGAAGGAGAAGCCAGCAGCUCCCCCUUCUAAGCCAGCAUUCUCUUUGAAUGAUAUCAUGGCAGAUCUCAGCAAACCCAAGGAGGCACCCGUUGCCAAGCCAGUAGAAGAAAGACCCCCGGAAACCGAGGAGGAGCGUGAGAAGCGGCUUAGAAAAGAAUCUAGGCGGAAGUUGCGAGUUACUUGGAAGCCUGAUGAUUCUCUCACCGAGGUACGAUUGUUCACUCACGACCCCGACGAAGAGCUUGGUCCAGGCGACAACUCUUUGCGUGGUGUUGGAGACGUCAAGGGCGAGGGAAGCGUGCUCAAGCUCCACAAAGACUUGGAGGAACUUGAAGAGGAUGAUUUAGGUGGCAUCCGUGAAACGAGUCUUAACGAUUACACGAGUCUUACUGCGAUCGAUAUCGAUUUGGGUGAUCUCAAGACCGCCAACUUCAUCAAACGUGGCGGUGAAGCAAUACCUGAGAGUCCGGCGAAGGAGGCUCAGAAUCAACGAGAAGCAACCACUCUCAUGGCCUUCUACCCCUCUCCCGCCGACAUUCCCCCAUCCCCCAAGGAGCCCCCUGCUUCCGAAACCAACACCAAUGAUGAAGCCGCCCCCGAAUUAGUUUUCUUUGGAGACGUUCCCGAGCAUGUCAGGGCUCGAGGCGAGCGCUGGUUUGCACAUAUUAACCCCCCGGCCGCUGCGCCUGCAGUCCAACCACAGCCUGCUGCCGCGCCCGCAGCUGGUGGCUUCGACAUUUCAAACCUUCUCAAACUCAUCGGCAAUGGGAACCAGCAACAGUCCACCCCUCCUCCUCAGUCCCAACUCCCACCUCAGCAAGCUCCUGUGUCAGAUCUCGAGCGCACUAUCAACAUGUUCCGACAGCAACAAAACCAGCCACCCGCAGUCCCGCCGCCUCAGAUCCCUGUAAGCCAGCCACAAGCGACGCCCGAAAUCGACUUCUUGAAGAUUUUCAAUGUCAUGCAGCAAAUGCAGCAGGGAUCGGGAGGAUUCCCUCAAGCACAGCCUGGAAUGGCACCAAAUAUGGGCGCCAUGUUUGGCUCGCAAUUCGGCGGCCAGAACCAGUCUGAUUCACGGGGCCAAGGUUACGAAGACCCUGAACGCAAACGCAUACGCGAGACUAGUCAGCACGAGGAGUUCAGCCGACAGAAGCGGACUAAGGCUAGUGGCCCCCAGCCGUACAAAGUCGGUCUAAUCCCGUGCAAAUUCUGGGCAGAUGGCACGUGCAGAAAGGGCGAUAAUUGCACAUUCCGUCAUGACUCCAAAAACGCUUAG